Messenger RNA from Thalassophryne amazonica, 2379 nucleotides. RefSeq names its product chromosomal protein D1-like. The coding region runs from base 179 to 1252 and encodes 357 amino acids. The transcript is spliced from 2 exons. The record is from RefSeq and is a predicted model, not a curated record. NCBI's taxonomy places the organism in Eukaryota, Metazoa, Chordata, Actinopteri, Batrachoidiformes, Batrachoididae. Gene Ontology annotation, molecular function: DNA binding.
UCAGAAAUGUGCUGGUUGCAAAUUUAAACAGCAUUCAGAGCUGCAAUUAAGCGUAGAUUUUCACUUGCUGGUUUAUCUGAUGAAUAAGAAUUUUAUGAAAAAUUAAGAUUAAAAAUAGUCCAGGAUUUUUUUUAAAGCUCCAAGCCUAACCUGAGUAGUCCUGUGUGAAAGCAACAGUAUGGAAGAGGAAAUGCGAUUGGGUGAGAAUGAACAAGUAGCGGCUGGAAGCAACGAGGGACAAUCCAGUGCAGAAAUGUUUGACAGCAGUCCUGUACCAACUAAACGAGGAAGGGGGAGGCCAAAAGGCUCCAGCAAAUUGAAGAUUUCUGUGAAAGAUGUCAGCCUUCCAGAGAUACAUUCAGAUGUUUCCAGUGGUGCAUCGGCACAGCUGCCGAAGCGAAGAGGACACCCCAAAAAAGUUGUGUCUCAGCACCCAACUGCACAGCCUCAUAGAGGUCGAGGAAGGCCGAAAGGGUUGAGAUCCAAGAAAGAUGCUAGUAAUGAAGACCAUUCACCUAAGAAAAGAGGGCGACCCAAGGGGUCUUUGAACAAAAGUACACUUGAGAAGGCUGCUGCCAGUCGGAAUGAUUUGGGAGAAAAUGUACCAAAUGGUUCCAGUUUGCCCAAAAAGCCAAGGGGUCGUCCGAAAGGAUCCUCCAUGAAACGCAAGGCAGAAAGUAUUGAAGAUAAUGACAGCGGCUCUUCAAUACCUCGGAAAAGGGGAAGACCAAAGAAACCUCAUGUAAUUAUAUCUGCAGAAUUGGAAGUGGUCGUCUCCACCAAAAAGCUGAAGCGUGGUCGACCAAGAAAAGAACCAGCCAAAAGAGGAAGGCCACGAAAGUUCCCUUUACAUUCUUCUAAGGAUCGGAAAAAGGCAGCAGUAUGGAAGCCCCUGGGAAGACCACGUAAAUAUCCACGGCUUGAUCCUCCAGAGGGAGUCCCACUGGUGCUUCACCGAGGCCGCGGUCGGCCUCGCAAGUCAGAGUCCAAGAAGGGCGCUCACCUCCGCAAGAAAAAAUCACCAUCGCUAAACAAUGUUGGUGAUGGAAUCCCAAGAAAAAGAGGCCGUCCCUUGGGUACGGCAAAAAACACAGAUGAGCCAGGAGGAAAAAGGGGCCAUCCCAAAGGCUCAGUCAAAAAUAAAGCCAACCUUUACACCGCACCGCCAGUACCAGACAAGAAUGAUUCAGCUGCUGUCGAGGAAGAUAGGGAGGAGCAGGCAGAGGACAGCAGGCGCACAGGAAGAAAUUGAAGAGUCGGUUAUCGAUCAGGACGGAAACUUUGACGCUCCCGAUGGUUGCGACUACACAGAGGAAACUGAAACUACUCUGGACUGAAGUCAGUCACGAGGUUUGAAGAGUGGUUUUAAUUUGGUUUGACCAAAAAGUGUGCAAGGAAAUGAACUCACACAGCACAAACAGAAAAUACGACACUUGUAGUUGCUGUUUAAAACAUAGAACAUGAGCUUGUCAGUGUUGUUUUUAACUUCUUUGUUUUUAAAUAGGACGAUAUUAAACAGCUGAAAUUUUAAAAUAGUGUGGUCAGUCUCUCAUUGGAGUAAAUGGUUUUAAACAUUUUACUUAUAAUAAACUGGCAUGUAGAAUUUAAUGCAGACAUUUUUCUCUAGUUGUAAUUUAGUUUUUCAGUUUUGUCAGUUUUAGUGUAAAUGCACAUGAACGUUGGGUCCCUCCUGUUUUUUCAGGGAAUGAUUCUGAGGAAAUAAUAAAAAAAUAAAAUAAAAUCUGGGAGAAUAUUUGAAACUGAACUUUUGAAUAUGUGUGAGGAGGAUUGAGAGACAUUAUUGUUAAGCGCUUUGAGCAUCUGAUGCAGAUGGAAAAGCGUUAUAUAAAUGCAGUCCAUUUACCAUAAAAAAAAAAAUAAAAUAAUUAUGACAACAUUUGAAAUGGAACUUGAAUAUGUGUGAAGAGGGUUGGGAUAAUGUCUAAAUUAUGUCAGUGAUAUUUUUGUAUGUAAUUUCUUGAUGCCAUUACAUGGUUUUUUAUUAUUGCGCCCCCCCUUAUUGCCAAAGGUUUGAAUUUGCCAUCGUUUUUUGCAGUGAGGUGUCCUGCAUAGAUUGGCUUCUUAACAUUUUGUCACGUGAUCACCGUGUGUGUGUGUGUGUGUGUGUGUGUGUGUGUGUGUGUGUGUGUGUGUGUGUGUGUGUGUGUGUGUGUGUGUGUGUGUGUGUGUGUGUGUGUGUGUGUGUGUGUGUGUGUUUUAAGGCACUUUAGGCUGUUCAGCCCCAUCAACAACGCCUGCUUGGUUGCCAUGAUGAUUUCUUCCUCCACUCAUAUAUCUUUUUCCGCUUAAUGUGUAGCUGUGACACAUUUUUAAAAGUGUAUAUUUGUCAUGAGAUUAAACUCAAGCGUGUUUUUUUUU